Molecule: messenger RNA, 4431 nt
Organism: Entrophospora candida
Lineage: Eukaryota; Fungi; Glomeromycota; Glomeromycetes; Entrophosporales; Entrophosporaceae
Source: the annotation of a GenBank genome assembly
AUGGAUAAUGAAGAAAUCAUUCAAGUCGAAGAUGUUCCUAUUAUUACUGAGGGAAUUUCUGAUAUAGAGGAAAUAGUUGGGGAUCAAACUUUGAAUGAGAGUAAUGAAACAGAAGAACAAGAAUUAUUAACUUAUUCAGAACAACAACGUCUUAUGCUUGGAGCGAUUAGUCACAAUGCAUUACAAAGGCUUGAUACUCUAAGGAAAAAAGUGAUUGAGCAAACAUCUGAAAUACAAAACUAUCAACAAAAACUAUCAACUAAAGACAUUGAGAUAAAGAUCCUUCAAGAAAAACUUGAUAAUUCCAACAAUGAACUUAUUAAAGUCAAAGCAGAUCAUGAUAAUAAUAAUAUUGAAUAUAAUCAAAAGAAGGAAGAAUUUAUUGUUUCGUUAAAUCAAAAAAACGAAGAAAUAAUAUCUUAUAAGAAGGAGAGAGAGGAGUUGACUGUUAAACAAAAUGAAUUACAAAAUUUAAUUACAAAUCAAGAAAUUGAGUUAAAAAAAUCAAAUGAAAAUAUAAUACAUUUGAAGGGUGCGGCGGAACAAACACAAAGUAACAAGGAUAAUAUUAAUACAACUUUACAAGAUCAGAUAAAUAAAUUAAAACAACAUAUAAUAGAAAUUACUAAUUCUAAAAAUAAAGAGAUUGAAAAUCUUAAGAAAGAAAAAGAUAAAUAUUAUAAUGAUUUUAAAGGUGUUGAAGCCAAAAUGAUAAAUUAUUCUUCCCAAGCCCAAAAGCAAAUUCAUAAACUUAAUGAAGAGAAAAAAGCAAUCACAAAUAAUGCUAAUACAGAAAAAAUCACAAUCAGAAACAAGUUUGAGGAAUUGAAAAAACAACUAUUAGAGUGUAAAAGGAAUGAAAUUUCAAACUUCCAGAAACAAUCUAAUGAAUUAGAACAAAAAUGCCUUCAAUAUGAAAAAGAUAUAGAAACACUUACCAACACAAACAAAGAUUUACAACAAAAAUAUGAUAAUUUACUUGGAGAAAUGAAUAAUAGAAUUACAACCGACCUUAUAAAUAAUUCGAUAUUAAAUACUCCUAAUCAACCUAGAACACUUGUGAGACACAUGAAUUAUCAAUCGGUCACCCCUGUUGGAUCAUUGACACCUGCACAAGGUCUCAAUUCUCCAAUUGCUAAUACACCUAGGAAUUUUGAUAUUACACUUGGACAUUCACCCAAUAUUCCAAAUCUUCUCAUUAAAGAUUUAACAUCUACUUCUAUCACUAAUGAGUCAGCAAGCAUUGAAAGUAUGAAACAGUCAUUAGAACGGCAAAAUAGAAAUACUAAUGCAAGGUUAGAACUAUUCAAUCAAUAUUCUAAAGAAAAAAACAAAAACAAGAAAUUAUCCGAGACAUUGGCCGAUCUCAACAAAAAACUCAAAGAAUACGUUCCCAAAGCUCAGGAAAGAAAAAAAGAGAUUACAAAAAUAGCUAAUGAGUGUAACAAUUUGUCAUCACAGCUUAACAUGAGAAAUGAAGAAAUUGGAUAUUUAAGUGAAGAGGUGCAAAAUCUUCAAUUUGAAAAAGACCAGCUUAGCGAACGACUAUUGCAACUAGAUGCUGUCAUGGAUCAUAACACAAGUCUAAUCAGAGUUGUUGAAAGUCUUAAACAAAGUGGUGGUUUAACCGGUUUACAAACUCCAACAAUGACGAUACCUUCCACUGAAUCUGAUACUUUACCACACGAUGUUCCGGAGUUGAUUCAAAUCUACACCAGAGUUAAAGCUGAACAACAAUGUCAUGUCAUCAAGAUUCAGAGACUUGAAAAUCAAGUUAAAGAUUUGGAACAAACUAAAGAGAAAUUAUUGGAUUCCAUUAAAUAUAUUAGAGGGGUGAACAUUCGUCUGAAAAGUCAAGCAUAUUUGUUAAGCGCAGAACUUGAAAAUGAAAGAAAAUUACAUGAUCUUAAAAAAGAAAAUUCGGAAUUAAAGAUGGAAUAUGAAAUAAUCAAAAGUGAAUUGAAGAAUAUCGGAAAAAAUUUAGAAGCAGCAAAUAAAGAGUUGUUUAGUUAUCGGCUUGAGAGAACAGAAUAUGAAUUCCAUAAAAAGUCAUUGGAAGAUAAUUACAAAAUUCUAGAAGCUCGAUUUAAUCUCAAAGAAGAAGAAUGUCGUAGUGUUAAGGAAGCAAAUAAUGAAAGAACAGUAAUGAGUGCUGAGCUUAAUAACGUGAAAUUUGAACUAGCUUCAGCCAAGGACAAAUUAUCUGAUUCACAACGAGAAUAUGUUAAAGAUUUGAAUGAAUUACAUGUUGCAAGAGAGAAAGCAGAAAAUUCAUACAAAGAGGCACAAACAUUGAAACAAGCUAAUCAAGAACUUGAAAACAAGUAUAACCAAACACAAGAGGAAUUAAAUAAAUCUCAAGCCGAAGUUGAAAAUCUUAAAGUGCAAUUAUCAGAAUUGGAUGAAAAACUUUCUAGUACUAAUAUUAAAUGGACAGAAGAAAACCAAAAAUUUGUAGAUUCUGCUAAACAAGCAAGUGGUAAAGUUGAUGAAUUACAAACUAGUAUUGAUGAAUUGAAGAAAAAAGUUGAGGAGCAAGCUGAUGAAUUGAAAAAAUCUCAAGAAAGAUUGACUGUUUAUGAACAAAGUGAGCAAGGAGAAUUCAUUACUAAAUUAAGGAAAGAAUUAGAUUCUGCUAAUGAAGUAAUAAGUGUAUCGAAUAAGACAACAGAUGAUCUUAAAAUUUCCCUUAAAACCCUUGAACUUGUUUCAACUAAUGCCAAAAAAGACUAUGAACAAACUAAAGCUACUCUAGAAAAAGAAAGAGUCGAAUUCCAGUCACGAUCAAAAGAUUUUGAUAGAAUGGAUGAAGAAAGUCAAAAAAUGAGAAGUGAACUUUCACAAAUUAAACGAGAGUUUACAGAAAUGACAAUGGAAAAGAAACAACUUGAAAAGGAACUGAAUGAUAUCAAAAAUAAAUUCGAAGAUGAUAUAAUACAAUAUCAAUCAGAAAUUCAAAAAAAAGAAGAUAUUUUGACAGAAUUACAAAACAAAUACAAUCAUGAAUUGCAAAUUCAUAUUAAAGAUUCUCAAAUGUUGAAUGAAGUUAGACAACAAUGCUCACAACUACAAUCUGAUAUUAAAAAGAUAACGAAUCAAAAGGAAACUUUAGAAUUGCUAUUGUCCCAAGAAAAAGAAAAUCUCAAUAGGGAAUUGACGGAGUCAAGGACCCGCUGUAAAGAUCUUGAAGAAAGUAACAGUGUCAUUCAGAGCUAUCUUGAUAAGGAAACUGACAUGUCAGAAGAUAAAGUGAUGCCAAUACUGAGAAAGGAGAAUGAAAGAUUAAUAGGUCAAAGAGAAUUCUAUCAACAAGAAGUUGAAAAAUAUAAAGCACUUCUUGAAUUGAAACAGAAGACUUUUGAUGAAUUGGAACAAACAUUAAAUAAAGAACGAGAGCAAAAAGAUUCUAUUGAUUUAGAGCAAUUGAAAUCUCAACUACUUGAGAAACAAAAUCAAAUAAAGAUACUUGAGGAAAGUAAUAGAAGUCUUAGAUCUGAUUAUGAUAAAAUGAAGAGCGAGGUUGAACGAUUGAAUAAGUCAAUAGAUGAUUCCAAUAAUGAUAAACUUAAAAUUGGGGGCGAGAAUGACAAAUUAAAAUUAGAAAUUGAAAAAUCUGGCAAAGAAUUAAAACGUUUAGAAGAUGAUAACGUUUGGUGGAAAGAUCGAUUCCAGAGAGUUUUAGAGAAACAUGGAAAACAAUCUGAAGAUACAAAAAAACAAUUUGAAGAUUCAAAAAAACAAUCUGAGGAUUCAAAAAAACAAUCCGAAGAUUCAAAAAAACAAUCCGAAGAGUUGAAAAAACAAAUAGAUGAAUUCAAGAAACAAAUAGAUGACUUGAAUAAAGAAAUUGCCAGACUUAAGGAAGCUGAUAAAAAUUUUCAAACUCUCAAAACACAGCAUGAAAGUUUAAAAGGUUAUGCACAAAAAUUGAAAACAGAAUUAUUAAGAUUAAAAACUCAAGAAACACUUUGGACCAAUAAAAAUAAAAAACUUGAGAAUGAAAUUGCUGAGUUGAAAAAGGCUCAAGCAACUACAUCGACUCCUAUACAGUCGCCUACUACUGAACCUACUAUCCAACCUACCGUUGAACCUACCGUUGAGCCUACUAUUGAACCUACUAUCCAACCUACCAUUGAACCUACCGUUGAACCUACCGUUGAACCUACUAUUGAACCUACUAUCCAACCUACAGAGACACCAAUUAAAACUCAGGAUGCACCUAAAUCUGAAGAAACAUAUAAACCACCAGUAAAAUUACAAAGACGGGGUCCUUUAGAGCUACCACCAUCUACUAGGAAAAUGAUAAAAGGCGAAUAUGAUCUUAUGAAUAAAUCAAUUUACGUAUUAAUUCAACUAUCAUAUCGAAAAUUUAUUUACAGAGAUGUUGUAUUGAAUAGAGUUGUAUUAUGCAAUGGUAAAGAAGAAAACUAG